AUGAGCAAAGGAAAAUUUUUAGGUGAGUAUGAAAAAGGACAGAUUGAUGCUUAUUUUCAAAUAGGAAAAAAUAUUAAGCAAAUAAGUGCUAUAUUGGACAGAAGCAGGACCGCAAUUAGAAAUUACCUGACUUUAAAGAAUGUAAAUAAAAUUACUAGCAAAAAAGGAAGAAAAAGAGCUCUUUCUUUUAGAACAGUUAAAAAAAUUCAAAGUAUGGGUUCUAAUAAAGCCAUAACUAUUUCUAAAAUUAAAGCUGAUUUAGAUUUAUCAGUAUCAAAAUCUACUGUUUUAAGAGCAAUUAAAGAAGAUAAUAAUCUUGUUUAUAAAAAAAUGAGACAGAGUCCGAAUUUAAAGGAAGUGCAUAAAUUA
Molecule: messenger RNA, 369 nt
Organism: Vairimorpha ceranae
Lineage: Eukaryota; Fungi; Microsporidia; Nosematidae
Exons: 1
Molecular function (GO): DNA binding
Source: RefSeq, a predicted model, not a curated record